This is a messenger RNA of Lecanosticta acicola, 1852 nucleotides long. The record is from the annotation of a GenBank genome assembly. Lineage: Eukaryota; Fungi; Ascomycota; Dothideomycetes; Mycosphaerellales; Mycosphaerellaceae.
AUGGUUGCUUUAUUCUCCCACAAAGGCCUUCUGGGCGACCAUCUUAGUGGUACUUCUCUCCAAACGGGAGUUUGUAUCACGGCCGCAUCGGCUUUUCUGCUCUUUGGAUAUGAUCGUGAGUAAGAUGCAUCAGAUCUGCCAUUGAACAUUCUCGCUAAUGCAACGCAGAGGGUAUUAUGUCCGGUAUCAUCACCGAGCCCAAUUUCCUCGACUGGUUCCCUCAGAUGGAUCCUGAAAACAAGAGCGGGGCCAUCCAAGCACUUGUCGUCGCAAUCUACGAAGUCGGCUGUCUUGUAGGGUCAGGUUUCAUCGUAUACGCUGGAGAUAUCCUGGGACGAAGGAAAGCUGUCUUGAUCGGAACUUCCAUCAUGCUCGUCGGCACUGCGCUUCAGGCUACUGCUUGGACGAUGGGCCACCUCAUUGUUGGAAGAAUUGUCACGGGCAUUGGAAACGGGAUGAACACAUCAAGUAUACCAGUCUGGCAGUCUGAGAUGGCGCCGCCGAAGUAAGUCGGAUCUUAAUGGCUCUCCUCUGUCGGACGCUAACACGUACAGGAUCCGAGGAUUCCUUGUACUCUUCGAAGGAGCUCUCAUUUCUGGAGGAAUCAUGAUCUCUUACUGGAUCAAUUACGGUUUCUGGUUCGUCACAAACCACGGAUCCUUCCAAUGGCGAUUCCCGAUCGCAUUCCAAUCCCUCUUCGGCAUCUGCCUUAUCAUCGGCGUCCUCCUCUACCCAGAAUCUCCACGUUGGCUCAUCAAGAAGGGCAAGUCUGACGCAGCCAUUGCCACCAUGGCUGUCCUAGAAGAGAAGAGCGAGGACGACCCGACCCUGCUGGCCGACAUUGAAGAGAUGAAGCGUAUCAACGCCAUCACGAUGGAGAAGCUCACCCCAAAGGAGCUCUUUUCCAAUGGCGAGGAGAUGAACCUUUGGCGUCUAACCGUUGCUUGUCUCUCGCAGGCAUUCCAGCAACUCGGUGGUCUAAACCUGGUUACCUAUUACGCCACGACCGUUUUUGAGGACUCGCUGCAAUUCGACGCAGAAUUGAGCCGAUUGAUGACCGGCUGUCUGGGAACAGAGUUCUUCAUCGCAGCGCUCGUCGCUCUGUUUGUUGUCGACCGCCUUGGACGGAGAAAACUCAUGCUUUGGGGUGCUGUCGGAAUGGGGACUUGCUUGUUGAUCAUUGGCGCUUGUCUUUCAAAAACCACGACUACAUACAAGGCGCCAGCGUACGCUGCGACGGUCUUCAUCUUCGUAAGUUCGCGCUCAGGCAACUUCUACUACAUUCCUCACUGACAUUACAUCUUACAGGUCUAUAACACCUGCUUCGCCAUCGGCUGGCUAGGCGUCACUUGGGUGAGUUCAAGAACACUCCACGCAAAGAAUGGAUGCUAACGCGAGGAUACAGCUAUACCCAGCCGAAGUAACCCCCAUCCGCAUCCGCGCCGAAGCGAACGGCUUUUCCACCUGCUCCAACUGGCUCAUCAACUACGGCGUCGUCCAACUCGCCCCCAUCAUGAUCAACAAGAUCUCCUGGAAAACCUAUUUCGUCUUCAUGUGUUUCAACUACAUGCACGUGCCCAUCGUGUUCUGGUUCUUCCCGGAGACCAACGGCUACAAACUCGAAGCGAUGGAUGCGAUCUUUGAACGGGCGCACGAGAGGGGCGAGAACCCGGUCUGGGCGGAGAGGAAGAUCAGAAAGGGGAAGGAAGGGUUGGAUCUGAGUGGGCAUGAGAAUGGACGGGAUGAGGAGGAGCCGGUGGGUGGGUUGAGGGGGAUGGAAGAGGAGAAGAAGGAGGUCAGGAAUGAUUUGAAUGGGGAUGAGGAGAAGGAGGAUAUUUCGGAUGGGCGAUGA